AUGGUAGAAGACACCAAAAUGAGGAUCAAAGGAAGCAGAAAAGGCAAGAACACCCAGGUUUGGGUCAACAACAAUGCCACAAAUGAGAACGAGCCAGAGGCCAUCAACAAUGAAGCUGACAAAGACACUGAUUCCAACUCUGACUUCAAUGAUGCAAAACUCCUCAAACCUGUGCCAAAGCUCACAUCACACAGCUAUUAUAGCUGGAGUGCUCAUGUGAAAUCUUUCCUCCAAUCCAUGCCCCAUGUGAUGAAACACCUCAAGGGAACAUAUGACAAGAAGCACCCAAAAUGGAGCUGCUCCCUCAAUGAUGCUUUAAUCAAUGCCCUGCAUGGAACAAUCGACACUACCGGAGAACACAAUGUAAAUUACCUCAUUCUAGAUGUAAUCAAGGAGUACCUUACUUUCAAUCAAGUAUGGAGAAAGAUUGAAAACAGUCUCAUGAAUGAAGCCACCAAGACAUCUCACAGACUUGUGCUCAUCUCACAGCUCAAUGAUAUAAAGAUGUUUCACUCAGAUGCCAGAAAGCUAAUUCAAGAGAUCUGGUCCAUACAGACUGAAAGUAGCCUCCUUGGCAAACCAUUUGCCAAUGAUACAUUGUUCUCAGCUCUGCAGAAAUGCAUGAUCUGGCAUCCAGUGUAUAAGGAGACAGUUGCCACUGUCCAUCAAAUCGAUUUCAACACCCUCACCACUGCACUAAGCAUCUGGCAGACUGCUGUUGAGAGCAUCCCUGCACAAAAGAUUGACCCCCAACAAGCCAGCACUAGAACUGCUGGCAACAAUGAUCAAAAUGAAUGGGCCAGAGAGACUGAAGCCGAAGCUGACAACAGCCAUGAAGCAUGGUGCUCCCUCACCCUCCCAUUGAAAUGGCAAGACCCCCCAAACACAAAAGAAACAGCUCAUUGGAUCUUGGACUCAGGGUGGAUAAUUACCACCAGAAGCAAGGUCUUGGAAGCAGCAGCUAUAGGAGAUGCAAGCAUAUCAACAGAUUAUGGGGAAAUCUCCCUACAAAAUGUAUUAUAUGUGAAGCACCUUAAUGUUAACCUUCUGUCAACAAAUUCAUUAAUGGAUGAAGGAGCACAAGUGAUAUUGGACACAACUGGCAGUCAAAUUUUUCUAACAAACAGCAUGACACUUAAGAUUGCAAAGAAUUGUGAGCAAGGACUUUUGGAGUUCCGAGGUGACACAUGGCAAGAAAGUGCAAUGGCCACAUCAACACCAUUGUUUGAAGGCAUUGAUGAGGAGUUCGAGCAUAUUGAGAAUGAGCUGAAAGUUUCGAAGCAACAACUAUGGCAUGAGCAUCUCGGACACCCAGGGAGGGAUAAAGCUAAGGCAAUCACGAGCAAGUUAAAAGAUAAGCAUACCAUGGAAUUGGAUCCAAACACUGCUCUGACAUGUGAGCAGUGCAUACAAUCCAAGAGCACAAGUGCUCGGAUGGGGCAAGGUAGCAGCGAAAGAGCCAUAGGGCCCCUGGAUCUUAUUCAUGUUGAUCUAAUAAUAGAUUUGUCCCACAUGAUGGAGUACACAUGCACAUUAGUGCUGGUCGACAAUCAUAGCAAGUAUGUGUAUGCACAGCCAUUGACACAAAAGAGUCAUGUGUUUACACAACUCAAAAGGAUUGUUUCGUUCCUGGAAACACAGACAGAUCAGAAGCUAAAAGCAAUCCGAUCUGAUCAAGGAACUGAAUGGAGAAGCAAUGAUGCAUUAGAAUGGUUGCUAGAAAAGGGCAUAGAGUGGCAAACCACCAUAGGGUACAACAGUAAACAAAAUGGAUGGGUAGAGAGAAUGAACAGGACCCUUGGAGAGAAGAUGAGGAUGUUGCUAAUGCAGAGGAGACUACCAAAGAAGUUCUGGCCAUACAUGAUCAGAGCUGCAGCAUUCAAAAUAAACCUCACUCCAAGCAUUGAUAAUGAGUUCCCUUACCAAGCCAUGUUCAGCAAGUUGCCAGAUCUAGAGAGAAAGGGCUGGCUAUUCUACAGUCUGGACUAUAAUCCAAACAUGUUCUGGAGCAAUUCAGCAAAAUUCAUGGAAUCAAAGUGCUGGUCAGACAGAAUGGAGUGGCAACUGGUCAACACAAAGGCACCUCCAGCAAUGAUGACAGAAGAGAAUUUUGAAGAUCUAGGAUAUAACAAAGAAAAUAUAUUCGACGAAACAGAUGAAGGGCCACUACAAGAAUACAUGGAUAUGGAGACAGAUUCGGAAGAAAGGUUAAGCAGAGGAACAGUGGAGGUGAUGGAACAAGGAUCAAUUGCCAAAGCUCAGAUUGACAAAUGGAGAAAGAACCUGGACCCAACCAUACAUAAAGCAUUGAAUGGAGAAGACAGAAAGCACUGGGAGGAGGCCAUGCAAAAGGAACUGGAUGGAUUAGAAGCGAUGGGCACAUGGGAGAUCAUUGACCUCCCAAAGGGUGCAAACACCAUUGACAUGCAUUGGGUACUCAAGAUCAAAACUGAUGCGAACCUCAUGCUGACAAAGUUCAAAGCCCGGCUCGUGGCACGAGGUUUCACCCAAUGUGAGGGCAUCGACUACACAGAGGUCUUUGCACCAGUAGUGCCCAUCCAAUCCAUUUGA
Messenger RNA from Ustilago hordei, 2571 nucleotides. RefSeq lists its product as uncharacterized. The transcript has 6 exons. Gene Ontology annotation, molecular function: nucleic acid binding. The record is from RefSeq and is a predicted model, not a curated record. NCBI's taxonomy places the organism in Eukaryota, Fungi, Basidiomycota, Ustilaginomycetes, Ustilaginales, Ustilaginaceae. Gene Ontology annotation, biological process: DNA integration. The coding region runs from base 1 to 2571 and encodes 856 amino acids.